AUGUACUUCUUACCAGUAAUUUUGGUAAUCACUGCCUAUAUGCUCGCAGUUCGGGUCCUGCGAUACCGUCGCCGAGAUGGGUUCCAGCAGAGGUUCUCCCAGUACAAGACAAGAGAAGAAAUGGCUUCAUUGCCGUUGUCAGACGCAGCUUCGAUAAUGCGUGAGCUCUCGGACAGGGAAUUCCCCGUAACAUUUUAUACAUCCGUGUCUUUCGCACUCUUUAAGACGUAUGGAAUUCCGACGAUCUCCAAGCUCUUGGUAGCCACCAGCCAACUUUCAGGCGAUCGCACAGCAUCAAAGCGUCGAACAGACACCGGCGUGUUGAUGUACGAAAUCAUCUACAACACACCGGACUCUCGACGCAACAUAGAUGCCAUCUCUCGCGUCAACUUCCUCCAUAGCCGCUGGAGAGAGGCCGGCAAGAUAUCGAACGAUGAUAUGCUCUACACUCUCAGCCUCUUUGUCCUCGAACCUAUGCGCUGGACCGCACUGUACGAAUGGAGGGACCUGACCAUGUUCGAGAAGAAUGCCUUGGCUAUCUUUUGGAAAGACUUAGGCAACGAGAUGGGCAUCUCCUACGAGUGCUUAGUUCCUCACAUGAGCCAAAAAGAUGAUGCCUUAGCCUGGUUGGAAGCGCUGCAGAAGUGGUGCUUAGACUACCAAGAGCACAAUAUGGUCCACGCCAUCUCAAAUGAAAAGCUGGCACACGCGAACAUCACUCUUCUUUUGAUGGAUUUCCCUAAGUUUACGCAUAACUUCGUGUUCAGGCAAUUGCGUUGCCUGAUGGAACCUGUACUCCGACGAGCCAUGGGGUACGAGGACCCCAGCAAGUUGGACCUCUUCAUUUUCGAGAACCUGGUCGCUUUCCGACGCAAUGUCCUCAAGUACUUCUGUCUGCCUCGACCAAAAUGGUGGACCAACCCAAUGAUUCAAGACGUGGACAAGAAGACUGGCCGAAUGUACUUACCAAACUACCUCGCACACCCAUACUACGUCAAGCCGAGCUUCUGGUGGCGAUGGAGUCCUUCGGCUCUCUAUACCAGACUGAUUGGCGGACACUUACCUGGCGAUGAAGGCUCAAAGUAUCAUCCGGACGGAUACACCAUCCCGGAAGUUGGCCCUGACGCACAGAGAUGCAAAGGCAAGGAGUACAUGGAACGUACGAGAGAGAGAAUUAGUCAAGCUAGGGGUUGCCCCAUGGCUUUCCAGGCUUGA
Messenger RNA from Colletotrichum paranaense, 1215 nucleotides. RefSeq lists its product as uncharacterized. The coding region runs from base 1 to 1215 and encodes 404 amino acids. Gene Ontology annotation, molecular function: oxidoreductase activity. The transcript is spliced from 3 exons. NCBI's taxonomy places the organism in Eukaryota, Fungi, Ascomycota, Sordariomycetes, Glomerellales, Glomerellaceae. The record is from RefSeq and is a predicted model, not a curated record.